AAAGAAGACGUCACAGAAAAACGUCAGAAAAAAAAGCACACACGUCUUCGUAAUUUUCAGUGAAAGGAUUUUUUCUUGCCCAAUUUUCCAAGCUUUGUGCUACUCCUGUAUACACAAAAUACACACAGUUCUAUAGAUAGAUAAGUGAGGUGUGUAGUGAAAAGAAUAGGGGUGAGAAUGGAUGACGAUUGGGAGCAAAUAGCUGACAAAAUUGAGCAGGGUACGAUACCCCCGAAGAAUCCCAAUAUCAACAAAUGGGAAGGUGAAGAUGAGGAUGAUGAUGUCAAGGACAACUGGGAGGAUGAUGAGGAAAAGAAGGAUGAGGAGAAGGUUGAGGCGAAACCUUUGCCAAAACCCAAGAAAACAUUGCAAAAGAAGAUAGCAGAAAAAGAGCGUCUUGAAGAGGAGGAAUUAGAAAGGCGAGAACAGGAAAAGUAUGAAGCCAUGACACCUGAAGAGCAACUAGCGGAGAAACUUAGAAUUGAGAAAGCACAGAAGGAGUCUGACCUCAAAAAUGCUCAGGAUCUGCUGGGAGUGAGUGGGGAACGUUUAAGCAGUGGCGAAGGGAUUGAUGCAAUGGUGCCCACGAAUAAGGCAGAAUUUACGGAAUUAGCUGAUGCCAUUAGCAGAAAGGUCUCAACAUUCAAAGCAAAAGAUGAGUUUCCUGCAUUCAUUGAGGAGUUAGUUCGCAAUAUGUGUGUACAUUUGAAUUCGACUGAUUUGAAGAAAGUAAAAACUACAGUGGAUAACUUGUACACGGAGAAGCAAAAGAUGGAGAAGGAGAAGAGUAAAAAGGGCAAGGCCAAGUCACGAGCCAAAUUGAGAUAUGACGGUGACACAGUAAGUAGAAAGAAAAGAAGAAAAAAAAUGCAAAUUUUAGCUCACCACACCAGUCACAAUUUUGCAUUCCUCACACAUAAUUUAUUUAUUUUCUUGGCAGCAAUCGAAAAUUACGGACUAUGGGUACGAGGAGUACGACGAAUAUGAUGAUUUCAUGUAACAUUAAAUCAAACUUCGCGGAAUCCUAUCUUGUUAUUUACACCCAACAAACACACAACACAACAAAAAUCUUCUACUAAAUGUAUAUUCAGCUACAUUUAUGAAAAUAAUGGAAAAAAAAAUUCUCUAAAAUGAUGAAAAAAAAUUUAUUUGAAUGUAAUCCUCAAGUGUAGAAAAAAAUUUAAUCUACAUUUUGCUGUAAAUUACUUGUAAAAUUAAAAAUUAUGAAUUUUCAAUAAACAUUCAAAGAUUGCAACUGAAUUAAAA
Lutzomyia longipalpis is the source of this 1266-nucleotide messenger RNA. It is a transcript of the gene eIF3j, whose product is annotated as eukaryotic translation initiation factor 3 subunit J. The coding region runs from base 178 to 987 and encodes 269 amino acids. The transcript is spliced from 5 exons. NCBI's taxonomy places the organism in Eukaryota, Metazoa, Arthropoda, Insecta, Diptera, Psychodidae. The record is from RefSeq and is a predicted model, not a curated record. Gene Ontology annotation, cellular component: eukaryotic translation initiation factor 3 complex; cytoplasm. Gene Ontology annotation, molecular function: translation initiation factor activity.